AUAGUUCAAAAAUAUUCUUUGUUUGCCCUUCACUUUAAGCUGCCGCCCUUUGCCUACAAUACAAUAUUUGCUUCUUCCUUCCAACGGUAACCCUUUGUUGGGGGUUGGGUUUUCUUCCCAGAAUUUCAAAAGCUAGCAGAAAGUGUUGAAAGAAUCGCAAGCUAUCGAAACAUGGAAUUGCCACACACACUGAUUUACGUGGUUUAUCUGUUUCGACGAAUUAUUUAAAAAUAGCCAAACUCUACUUAAAUAUAUGGCAUACACACACGAUAACUAUGAAUAAUAUUAUUUAUAGAUGAAUCCCUUAUAUAUUUCAAUAUUCCCUUUAAAUCAAUGGGCUAACUGGACAUCAACAAAAUGUAUAGGAUUAGUUUUCGAACCCCUUCCUCAAGGUUUUGGGAUCACAAAAAAAAAAAUCUCUCGUCCUCACAUUGCAAAGAGGUCAUAUGUGUCGCGAGCCUGCUUUUCUCGAUGGAAGCCUACAAAAAAGGACCAAAACACAAUAAAUCUAUCCAUUAUUAAAGCAAGUUCAUACAAGAAGGACCUCAUUGUCACUUCAUCCCUCUUCUUUCCGUCAAGCACUAAAUCUCAAUUUCUUCUUCACUUAUUACUGGCUUCUAAAGUUAGUGUGACGUUUCAUAAUAGAAAAAAUGUUAAAAAGAGUUUUGAUCGAAAUUCUGGAAUGAUAAAAGGUUAAAUACAAGAGUACCUGAUGAGCCCAAACAUGAAACAACAUACAGACAAGCCCACCCACGCGCAAAGGAAUCAUUGUGAACUUACAAGAGAGAGCGGAACUAUAUAAAAAAACGAAAAACCUCCAAAUGCAAGCCCAAAUUACAUAAAAGCCCAAUCCACUAAUAAUCCCACAACAACCUACAGCCAACAAAACCACCCACCCUUGCAUCCCACACUGUCGCCGCUAAACACCGCCGGAGAUGUCGCCAUCGCCAUCGUCCUUAUUUUGGGCACACGCCGCCAUUCCCUUGUUUUGCUUCUCUCUACAAUAGCUAGCGCUCAUUCAUCAGCAUUCAGCAUGUUCUGUUACACUUUGGUAAAGUAAAUGUUGAAGAAUGAAGGGGGUGAAUGAAAUCAAUCAGACGCUCUUGUCCUAAUGUACGGCUGCCAGUUUUCUGGGUUUUGUUUAUAGUUGGCUAGUUGCUGCUUUUCUGGUUAACUUUGUCCUGUACUGGAGGUGGUGGGGGGACUCCAUCCCUUCCUUUUUAUGUUGUUUGUUUGUUUGUUAUGGCGGAGGCCCGUGACUUCCCGACUUCUGAUCUCUAGUUGGUGAGGUAUAUAUAUUUGUUGUAUGAAUGAAUGCAAGGAGGGGAAAUUCUGUCACCUUCUGCACCAUCAUAUUAUAAUAAUGAACCAAGUAACCAACCCUACAGGUGGAACAUGUAUGCACGUCCCUCCAAACUGUAUAGUCAGGUACUGAUUCACGGACGGGACUUAGGAGUGUGUGAAUACUAUCCAUAGACUGUGGCCACAUCUACCAUGCAAGCGCAAGGAAGCAAAAGUGACCAACCAAAGACUCGUGUUCACGUGCUACAGCCUCACUUGUCUUCCUUGCUUCCCUUCUCCUCCCUCCCCCUUUUCACCGUUACAAGGCAGCUGAGAUUAUGAUGUUGAUGAUUAACUGAGAAGUGAAAUACCCAAUCAGCAGAGUCAUCACAAUCUUGUGCAGCUGCUGCAGAAGAGAAGAGAAGUGGCGAUGGGGAGAAGGUUAAACCCUGUACUUACGAACCCAUUCCAUGAUCUGUUCUUCUUGCUACUGAUAAUGGUUUCUUCACUAUCUCUUCUCCCACAUUCAUUAGCACAGCUCCAGCCCUCUCAGCUCCAAUCCCUUCUCACAAUCCAGCAGCUUCUCAACUACUACCCUUCCUCUCUAACCACCAAUGCCUCAGACAUCUGCACCUUUGACCCAGCCCCUGCAUCAUCUCUCACCCUACAGUGCUAUGAAGGCAACAUUACCCAGCUCCACUUCAUUGGCAACAUCAGUGAUGAGGGUGGUGGAGUUCCAGCUUCUCCAUUAUUACUGCCUCAAGAUUUCUCAAGUUCCUCUUUCUUCGACUCCCUUGCUGGAAUCUCUACAUUGAAGGUCUUGUCCAUGGUCUCUCUUGGCCUCUGGGGCCCUCUCCCUCCAACCAUUGGCCAGCUCUCUUCACUUGAGAUACUCAACCUCAGCUCAAACUCCCUUUCUGGAGUCCUGCCAAUGGAACUCUCAUCUCUCAAGAAUCUCCAGACGCUCAUCCUUGACCACAACUACUUCACUGGUGCAGUUCCUGGCUGGCUCACUUCACUCACAGCUCUGGCUGUCUUGAGCCUGGACAACAACUCUUUCGGUGGGUUCCUCCCAGACACUAUGGCAAGCCUUCAGAAUCUUAGGAUUCUCUCGCUGCCAAACAAUCGCUUGUCUGGUGGAGUCCCUGAUCUUCACAACCUGACAAACCUUCAAGUUCUGGACUUGGGAGGCAACAGCCUUGGACCUCAGUUCCCCAACAUCUCCAACAGGUUGGUCUGUCUUGUCCUUAGAAACAACAGCUUUCAUUCUGGGAUUCCUGCGGAGUUUCUGGCUUCAUCCAACCAGCUUCAGAAGCUGGACAUUUCCUUCAAUGGGUUUGAAGGGCCAAUCUCAGCACCAUUGCUGCUCUCACUCCCUUCAAUCAGCUAUCGGGAUGUUUCCAACAACAAGCUCACAGGGAUGCUCUCUCAGAACAUGUCCUGCAAUGGACAGCUCAGUUACGUCGACUUGUCCUCAAAUCGUUUGAGUGGUGAACUACCUGCUUGCCUGAAAGCUGUUGGUUCUAGUACCAGAGUUGUGGUGUAUGCAGACAACUGCUUUUCGGGUAAAGAGCAACACCAGCAUCCUUCAUAUAUAUGUCACAAUGAAGCACUUGCAGUGAAAGUCUACCCACGGGAUAAGGCGAAGCAAACGAAAGUUGGUAGCAAGGUGGUAGUUGUUGCAUCAGGUGCCAUGGGAGGGACUAUUGGAGGGAUUGCCAUUAUCAGCCUGGUUUUCCUGUUUGUGAGGAAAGCUAAUCAUAAGAAUGCUGAAAAAGUGGCCCAAACAAGGCUCAUCAUGGAGAAUGUAUCGACUGUGAACACAGUGAAGCUUCUUUCUGAUGCACGAUACAUAUCACAAACAAUGAAGAUGGGAGCCGGUCUUCCAGCCUACAGAACCUUUGCCUUGGAGGAGCUUAAGGAGGCAACAAACGACUUCAACGCCUCGAAUUUACUAAUUGAAGAUACACACAGACAAGUUUAUAGAGGAAAGCUAACCGAUGGAAGUGAUGUUGCUAUCAAGUGCUUGACACUGAUGAAGAAGCAAAACCAGCAGACGUUUACACAGCAGAUUGAGUUGGCCUCCAAGCUUAGACACGGCCAUUUGGUUAGUGCUCUUGGGCACUGCUCUGAUUGUUGCCAAGAAGAUUCUCCAAGCAUCAGCAAGAUGUUUCUAAUAUUUGAGUUUGUUCCUAAUGGUUCUCUAAGAGACCACAUCUCUGGAGCUCCAGAGAAGAAGCUGACAUGGGUGCAACGGAUAGGGGCGGCCAUUGGAGUUGCUAGAGGGGUUCAGUUCCUACACACAGGAAUUGUGCCUGGGAUGUUUUCAAUCAAUCUGAAAAUCACAGAUGUUCUGAUGGACCACAAUUAUCAUGUCAAAAUCAGUAGCUUCAACCUGCCAACAUUUGAUGGGAGGAAAGGAACAAUGGCUGUAGCAGCUUUUUCAUCAGGACAAAAGCAGAAGUUACAGAACAGGCAAGAAGGCGGCGACAGUAAAGAUGUUGAAGACCUGGGAGUAAUUUUACUUGAGAUAAUAGUUGGAAGGCCCAUCAUGUACAGGAAUGAAGUCAGUGUAUUAAAGGACCUGGUUAGCACAGCAGCUGAUGAUACAGCUCGCAGGAGUAUUGUUGAUCCUGAAGUUCAGAAGGAAUGCUCAGACGAGUCAUUGAGAACAAUGGUAGAGCUAUGCACAAGAUGCCUUUCCGACGAAUCGUCAAUGAGACCAUCCAUUGGAGAUGUACUCUGGAACUUGCAGUUUGCAGCACAAAUUCAAGAAUCAGGGAAGGGUGACUGCUGCCUCCAGAUACAUCAAGAUUCAACUGCCUCUAGUUCUUCCCAGGCCUAACAAUGCACAGGGAUUUGUAUAUGUUCAAAUUUAUUCUUAUUCUAGAUUUAGUUAUGCCUCCAAGAAUAUAGCAACUAUUACAGGAUUUGUGGGAGAUGGUACUUGGUAGGUUGAUUAUGAGCAGUGAAUGGAUAUCGUAUAACUAAGUAAAUCCAGGAGAGAAAUUAAGGCCAUUAUCAAACGUUAACAAACAGCUGUCUGUGGAAAGAAUUGGGAUCCUGAGAUUUAGGCGGUCGCCACCUAUCAUAGAGACAUAGACACAGAACCAUCAUGGUUCGCCUUAGCUUGCUAAAUCAAGGAGCUGAAAUCAUUGAAUCAAUCAAGCAAAUCAAAGCAAACCUCACAGGCCAAUAGUAGAACACUUUGAGUUGUAGUGAAAUAUCUGCUGUGGUAUAAAAGUUGUGUAUAACU
Molecule: messenger RNA, 4537 nt
Organism: Linum trigynum
Lineage: Eukaryota; Viridiplantae; Streptophyta; Magnoliopsida; Malpighiales; Linaceae
Source: the annotation of a GenBank genome assembly